UGGUAUCAUUCCUCCGUGAUACCAUUAUCUACCAGUUGCGGGGCGGAGAAUCGUUGUAGACAGUGCAGAGUCGUGUCGAACGAACUUCGGAUUGAGACUCUCAGUCAUAAAGUGUCAUUGCGUUCGAGAGGUGCCUACCUCUUCAGACAUUGGAGGAAAGAGUGCAAGACAUCACACAAGAGCUGUCACAAACAUUCAGGGACAAUGGGAUUGAAGUUGAAAUGGUUUCGGCGAAGGAUAACCUUCGAUGGUGUGCCACCGGCACCGGAAAGAGACAUUCGCCGAAAGGAGGCAACGGCCGGAACAGUGAUUGGGGUGUACCGCCAAAGCACACACUUUGAGGACUUUAUCGAGCCAGUUCGUUCGUCCUACUGGGAACCGCCUCCGCAAGCAAUCGCCCGUGCCACAAUGCGUGCGAAUGGAAAUCUACCCACCACGUCUACAAACAGUCCCACCGCCAACUCGAUAUCUUCUGCCGCCUCCUCCUCCUCCACGGUACGGGCGCGUGUGACAGCGGCCCGGUCGUCCCCACCGGCACCGGCACCCAUCGUACCGACUGGAAUCUCUUCCGUCAGCAGGCCCGUUUCAAUGACCAAUGUCGCCGCCGAAGCAGAUAGCCGUGAUAAGAUAGCACCACACACUCCAGCCGACCGUUUGCAGCAGCUUAGUGCUGACGACUACGAGAUGCCGCCCGAGCCAAACUAUGCCGCCCCGAAGCCACCGGUAAGGAAGGGAGUUUCCAAGGCAAAGUCGCUGAUGAACCUUGCCAACUCCCUGGAGGACGCAAACGGACUUGAAAAGAGACAGCAACAAGUGCUGCAGCAGCACGAGCUACGAUCACCUCAAUCGGUGGAGGUGUUGAGUGAUCCGUAUUCAAGGGCAUCAUCACCUAUCCACGUAGUGCCUAUAACGCCGGUUCCGAGGACGACUUCCAGUAACUCGCUCCCACUACGUGAGGAGGCUCCGAGUCCUGUAAAACGUGAAGUUAGCACAGAGCCCGAAUACAUAGUGCCGCUCGCUGCUGAGGAUCCGUUCGAGGAACCAAUCUAUGACUCAUUCGAAGCCAUCUUCGAGCGAGUGAAAGCUCGCAAACCGAUCAGUCCUGGUUCGGAACGGUCCAACAUCUCGGCAAGACCUGAAACAUCAUCACCCCUACCCAACCGAGAACCUGCGGAGAAGAGCCCGCAAGAUGAUGGCGUGAUAUUUGAGCGUGUAAAGCUUCGCAACUCUACGCCACCAGACUCACUCAGAUCUAGCACGACUGGUUCGCUAUCAUCUGCAAGCUCUCCAUCACCUCCGCCACAGCGAAAACCGGUCCUACAGGUCACCACCGCCGCAUCCAGCCCACCACCGCCAACAUCUCCUCCCCAACCCAAGUCAAUCCUUAAGAAACGAGCUCCACCACCGCCACAGAUCCCUGUCGAGGCCACAUCCAGCAUGGUUGAGUUUUCCAACGAAAUAGUCACAGCGAUCCCAACCCCUCCACCGCGCUCCAUCCGAGCGACAACUCUGAAAGAUGCUCCGGAACCCUCGCCACCUGUCACACCGCCAGAACGAAAGCAAGAACCUCCGGCGCGUCCGGAAACUUCCCUGAAAAUUACGAACGGAAACGACCACGAAUCCGAUUCCGACUCGGACGAUGACUUUAACUGGGAUUUUGUGCAGAAGCACCGCUCCAGCAUCAAUCAAACGGUGGCCGCACAAACACAGAUCGACCCCGAGGUGCUACGGAAUGCUCCUGCCUCACUGCGGAGUGGCAUGGUGCAGUCGGUGGCAGCUGUGGCGUCACCGCGCAACCUGCCCGAACCGAUCGCACAGCCCCGGACGCUUCGUGGCAUGCGAAACCAGCGGGCUCACGCACAGCUGGAAAGCGGUGGCAGGCAGCAGGACGCGCCGGCAGUACAAAUUCCACCACCAAGGGCACGUGCCAGUGACUCAAACGCGUCGGAAACUUCCGCUUAGAGUGUAACGAGCCAGCUUGACGAAUAAAAAGGAUACGCAUUAUCUUGGAA
Messenger RNA from Anopheles merus, 2012 nucleotides. Its product is annotated as proline-rich protein 36-like. The record is from RefSeq and is a predicted model, not a curated record. The transcript has 3 exons. NCBI's taxonomy places the organism in Eukaryota, Metazoa, Arthropoda, Insecta, Diptera, Culicidae. The coding region runs from base 205 to 1962 and encodes 585 amino acids.